CAGCUUUCUUCCCGUCAGAAGGGAGGCGAGUCUCACUGCUCAACAUAACUCCCAUUUUUGCCAUUGAACGGAGCACCAAGAACGCUGAACACCUUUCAACGCAACAGACGCUCUGGGAUCGCCCAAACUUCUCGAGAAGCACGCAGGCAGGCAUCGAUCCAACGCCAUCUGACACGAUUUUCCUAGUCUAAUACAACGAGAGUCUUCUCGCCUCAGCCAUAGUCCGCUGAGAGCAUGGAGAACCGAGCGAGCGUAGCCAUGGCGACCACUCUAGUAAACGCGGCGGAGAGAGCCCCCCUCAAGAGACAUUCCACUGACUCAAACGUGCAACCAAGACCGCAGCCUCUCAAAAAGACCAAGCGAGUACGAAGAGGCGAGCUAAACCUAAACGACCGCCGAAAGCCAGUUGCCUCCUCGCCGGCAGUUCCUUAUCCUUCAGGGCUCGCUUUCCCUCGGCUCUCUGCUUCACUCCCUCCCGUCCUGCCAUCCCUUCCUCCUCCGCUUUGGACGACUCCCCAGCCGGCCUAUUCGUGGACCUCUAUGUCUCCCCUUCAGCAUAAUCACAUGCUCUUCAAUCACUACCUCCAGGGAUUCCAAUAUCCGGGGUUUCAGGGCGGCUCGUGGGCGAGUUCAUCGACGCUUCCUGCGCUGUCGCCGCUGCCGCCGCGCCACGAGGGCGCUGACUCAGCACCAGCCGAGCCCGCCGCCAAGGCUGAAAUGCCACGUGUCGAUUCGUCGACGCACAUCAACAGCCUCGUGGCGCAGUACUCGCUCGCCCAAGCAGGCGCAGCCGCCGCCGCCGCCGCUUGCGCUGGCCACCCGCUUUCUCCCGCUCAGCUCGUCUCGCCCCGGGCAGGCUGGCCGCACUUCGCGGCGUAUCCCCCGGUCAUGGGACCUAUGGGACCUAUGGGACCCAUCGCGUGCGUGCCUGGCUCCGACGCCAUACUAUCGCCCAAGCCGGCGGCCGGCAGAAGCGCCUCGACUGACGGAAGCCCCUCGCCGUCGACGGGUCUGCCGUCGUUGCUCGAGUCGCCGUUGCAGAGCGAGGUCACUCUGCCGGCCGAAUCCGACGGCGAGAGCUUCUGCAAGGUCGAAUUCCUGGCAGAGCGAGUGGACGGAGAGGUGAAGGUAGAACCGCCGGAAGGGGCGGAAAGCGCGGAACAGGAUUGGCGCGUCACGAAGGGGACUCGGCGCGCUAUGCAGCUGUGGCUGGAGGGCGGCGCAGAGGGCGACGUGAAGGGCAUGGGCCCGUUUGAUUGGCUGGAUGAGCCGUCAGGCGCGGAGGAGGCGACGGGGCUUCCGCACUGGGUGCUGGCGGAGCUGGGGGAAGGGGGCGCGGGGAAGAAGUCGGGGGAGGCGGUGGAGGAGGAGGUUUACCGCGUGCUGUUCCGCGCUGACUCUAUGGAAAGUGCCACAGGCGAGGAAGUGAGAAGCGAAACUCGUGAAAACGAGAAGCUCAUGAAUGAUGCUUCUCCCAAGUCCCCUCUACAGUCACAUGAUUCUUGCCGCCAGCAGUUUGGGGAUGAAUCACCUGCUAUGGGAAUGAACACGACCGCUGCUGAAGCGCCUGUGGAAGGGGGACAUGUUUUGAAUCGUGUUUCCCAGACAGGCUGUGCUUUUUCUACAAGUGUGAAGAUCGGCCCGUCAUCUGGAACCGGGCCAAAUGAUGAGCCAAUUGCCCAGGCGCCCGAGGAUAACACCAAUGAGGAUAUCUGGCGAGACGUGAGUGCCUUGUCUGACCUUUUGGCUGCAUCCAGCAGCCCCAUUCUGGAUUCCGAGCUGUGCCUGGAGCUGCAAGCAGGAGGAGACUGGCAGUUUUGAGGAACAGUGCUCUGCUACUGUGCGAUAUACUUGUAUACGUUUGCACACUCAUGUGAGAGUGUUCCCUGUAAAGUUGUAGAGUAAAAUGUUUUGCAUCUUGUAUGAUCUUCCAUUUUUGGACACCAUAUAAAGCUUUCGCCCCUUA
Messenger RNA from Closterium sp. NIES-67, 1966 nucleotides. The record is from the annotation of a GenBank genome assembly. NCBI's taxonomy places the organism in Eukaryota, Viridiplantae, Streptophyta, Zygnematophyceae, Desmidiales, Closteriaceae.